Rotaria sp. Silwood1 is the source of this 1329-nucleotide messenger RNA. Lineage: Eukaryota; Metazoa; Rotifera; Eurotatoria; Philodinida; Philodinidae. The record is from the annotation of a GenBank genome assembly.
AUGUUACUUAUUCAGCAAUCACCAACAUUUCGUGCUUGGACAAGUCAAGCAUUGAUGUUAUAUUUUCGUCGUGCAUUACUUUUUCUUAUUGUUAGUCAACGUCAAAAUAUUAAUAAUAAUAAUAAUAAUAAUAAUAAUCAUUAUUUAUUACAACAACAACAAAUAGUUUAUUAUAAUGAUGCUAAAGUUGAUGAAGAUAAAUUAAUGAUUGAUGAAAAGAAAAAAAUUAAAAAGACAUUAAAUGAUCAAAAUCAAAAUCAUUCUAAUCGAUCAGAAAUAAGUCAAUUAAAACGUAAUUUAUUAAAAGAAUAUGUUUUAAAAAGAUUAUCUCAAGGUUUAAAUAAUUCAAUGAUAAAAUCCAUAGAACAACAAAAACAAACUUCUCCAUUAGUAGAAUCAAUGAAUGAUUCUUCAAUAAAUCAAUCAUCAGAGAUAUUCAAUUCAAUAGAAUUAUCAGUUACAAAACAAUUUGAAGUAUCUCAAUUAAAUUCAUCUGAAUCUUCUAACUCAAUUACAAUAAAUUCUAUAAAUAAUACCAACAAUAAAACAACUAAAAUACAUGAUGAUUUUGCCAAUCACUAUCAAACAAAUCUUUUAUUUUCAUCAUAUCAACCGAUUUCUUUUGAUAAUCAUAAUCAAGUUAAUAUUUUUCCAUCAUAUAAUCCUCAUUUCAAUUAUACAAAUUCACUAGUAUUCUAUCCGUCUUGUUCAUCUUGUCAAUCGUCUUUUUCUUUAUGUGACUCUUCCAAUGAUGAAACUUUAUCUGAUACAUUGUCAAAUCAAUCAUUAAUAUCAAAAUCUUCUAAUGAAAAUUUAUCAAUUUUAAAUCAACAAACUUGUUCUCAAUUGUUUGAUCAUAAAAAUGAUAUUUAUGAAAAAUAUCAAACUUCAUUUUCACAUAUUCUUCAUCAAACAAAAAGUCUUCAUACAAUUCGAAAAGAAGAUCAACUACUAUCUAUGUUAAUACUUGAACCAAAUACAUCCAUUAUAACUGUUCGUCAAUUAACAUAUCAACAGUUCAAUUCAAAUAAUACUAAUUAUACAAUCACAACAAGUUAUGUAUGUGUUCGAUUAAUUGCUCAUCGAACAAAUUUAGCAAUUCAAUGUGAUACUAAACCAAUGAAAUGUAAACAAGCUUUUAGUUGUUUACCUAUGAAAUAUAUACAAAAGCCAUUAAUAAAUCAUAUUAUAAAAUCAACAUCGAUUAAUAACGAACAACAAGAAAAAUCCUAUUUAAAUAAUUCAACAACGAACAUCAUAGACCAAUAUAAUGAACAACAGUCAUUAAAAUCUUGCAGUAAAAAUUUUGAAGCAGUGUCGAUAUUGUAA